AAGGUGCUCUGGUCCGACGUGCUCUACUCCCCCAAGCGCGAGGCGUUCCUCCGCAAGUGGGUCCCCACGGACAUCACGUACGCGUCUUUCAUCGGCGUCAUGCACCUCGGAUGCCUCCUCGCGCCCUUCACCUUCACCUGGUCCGCGUUCAACUGCUUCCUCGUGAUGUACUUCAUCACCGGCUGCCUCGGCAUCACGCUCUCCUACCACAGGCAGCUGAGCCACAAGAGCUUCACCACGCCCAAGUGGCUCGAGUACGCUCUCGCGUACUGCGGCGCCAUGGCGGUGCAGGGCGACCCGCUGGAGUGGGCGUCGUCGCACAGGCACCACCACCAGCACUGCGACACCCCCAAAGACCCCCACACCCCUUACGAGGGGUUCUGGUGGUCGCACUGCGGCUGGCUCCUCGACAACGAGGCGACUCUGAAGCGCGUCGGCGACCGCAGCAACGCGCAGGAACUCGCGGCGCAGCCGUUUUAUAGGUUCAUGGAGAAGACGUACAUGUGGCACGUGCUCGCGCAGGCGGUGGCGCUUUACGCGAUGGGCGGCCUGCCCUGGCUCGUGUGGGGUUUCUGCGUCCGCACGUGCUGGGUGUACCACAUCACGUGGGCGGUCAACUCCGUCUCGCACGUGUGGGGCUCCCAGACGUACAACACGGGCGAUCUGAGCCGAAACAACUGGUGGAUCGGGAUCCUGGCGUUCGGCGAGGGGUGGCACAACAACCACCACGCCUUCGAGUUCUCCGCCAGGCACGGGCUGGAGUGGUGGCAGAUUGACAUGACCUGGAUGUGCAUCUGCGUGCUCAAGUUUUUCGGGCUCGCGGAUAAGGUGAAGCUGCCCAAGCAGGCGCAGAUGGACCGCAUGCGCAUCAAGCCCGCCGCCGCGUGA
Molecule: messenger RNA, 888 nt
Organism: Micromonas commoda
Lineage: Eukaryota; Viridiplantae; Chlorophyta; Mamiellophyceae; Mamiellales; Mamiellaceae
Exons: 1
Biological process (GO): lipid metabolic process
Cellular component (GO): endoplasmic reticulum membrane
Molecular function (GO): oxidoreductase activity, acting on paired donors, with oxidation of a pair of donors resulting in the reduction of molecular oxygen to two molecules of water
Source: RefSeq, a predicted model, not a curated record